Molecule: messenger RNA, 982 nt
Organism: Triticum aestivum (bread wheat)
Lineage: Eukaryota; Viridiplantae; Streptophyta; Magnoliopsida; Poales; Poaceae
Exons: 5
Coding region: 313-768 (151 amino acids)
Source: RefSeq, a predicted model, not a curated record
GCUCCGGUUAACUACCACUGGAGGCGCUCACACCCAAUCAGUGGCGCCGAUGGGGGCAAUCAUGUCCGUGAAGAAGGUGUGGUGGUUCCAACCGUGAAUCCCGGACCAUAUCCGUCGGUAGUCGUUGACCACAACGAAUCCGCGGAGGUACUGUCAGACGAGCUAGAUCAUGGCGAUUAUGCCAGUGGAUCAUCAGAUGAUAGCGACGACGAGGAAGGAGGUGAUCCUUCUCAGCCUCUUGCCAUUCAGCAGAGGGCUGUGGUGCCCUCAACGGAGAGAUGGACGGAUAGUGACAUAGCCCGUCAUGAUGCCAUGAUUAGAGACAUGCGGGGGCUCCUUGAGAUUGUGUUGGAAGGCCUUCGGAUGGUACCCCCUCUACCACAUAGCGAAAAGGCAAUAUUAAUACGAAUUUAUGAACGUGUCAAGGAGUUUAUUGAGCUCUGCAGUCGCGCUCGAAUUAAUGGCAUUGUAUGGUCGGCACUACCAGGCAGGGCGCGUCCAAGCCUCACCACUUCAAUGGAUCAUGAGACCGGGACGCGCCAGGACUCAGUGCUAUUGCGUGUGCCAGCCAGCACUCCCUUGCAGCGCUCUCAGUUCGGCGGUUCACAGCCAGAACGUCAGUUCGGCUCCGGAGCGAUGGAGGUAGACAAUCCAUCCCCCGAUACCAGCCCUGGUAGAGGACCUACAGGGCAAUGCUCGUACGAUCAAGGCCAGGGUUCUGACGGCGAUGAAUCCACAGAUGAAGAAGAGUGUGAUGGCCUUGAUUAAUCGGAUCUUCUUCACAUGGCGGACGUUCAGCGGGAUGUGCAUACCCUUCACAGUAGCACGAGCAGCCCCGAGGAUCUCCUACUAGUACCCUGGAACUUCGCAGGGCCGUGUGGCUCCUUGAUCCGUGGACAAUAUAACCUGCACUACGAAUAUUUCAGAGCUUGUUAAGCUACCAAGUACCUUCGAUUUCAACUCCAUAAUCGUUUUUACGUCC